AUGAAAUCUUUAGUUGAUGUAUUUAAAGCAGGUGAUAAUCAUGACGAGGCGCUGAUUGCAUGUCUCACUGGUAUUGCUGCCUGUACAGAUAAAGAAAGGGUUUUACCUGUAAUCUUCGAAGAAUUAAUACUUGAGCAUGGCGAGAAAUUAAGAAACAUCAGAACAAUCGAAAAAACUGAGGAUAUAGACUUCACUCCAUUUCCAGUUCCAGAGCCAGAACAAGUAAUUAUUCAAACUCAGCAAGUCUCAGUAUCUCAACCUACAACUACGCAGCCAAAUUCAGAACCAACGCCAGUACCUAACAGAAUGACUGUUCAAAGUGAGCGUUUCAAAGCUAAAGGACUUGAUACAGUCAGAACUCCCGGAUUUCAAACAGCAUUAGCAGCAACUGGUAAGACAAAAGAGAAUAAAGAGGAAGAAAUAGACGAAAGAUUACGUGGAGUUGAUCCAAGACUUUUAGAAAUAAUAGAAAAUGAAAUUUUAAUCGGAAAUCCAGGCACAAAAUGGGAAGAUAUUGCAGGCCUAGACCAUGCAAAGCAAGCUGUCCAAGAAGCAAUCAUUUUACCAAUGAAAUACCCCGACUUAUUUACCGAAUUACGUGAACCACCUCGUGGAGUUCUUUUCUUCGGUCCACCAGGUACAGGCAAGACCCUCAUUGCCAAAGCCUUAGCCACAGAAGCUCAGUGCACUUUCUUUAACAUAUCAGCCUCUUCAUUAACUUCUAAGUGGGUGGGUGAAGGAGAGAAGCUCACCAGGGCACUUUUUGCCUUGGCCCGAAUCAAAGCGCCUUCUAUCGUAUUCAUAGACGAAAUUGACUCAAUUUUGACAAAAAGAGGCGACAACGAUUUCGAAGCAUCCAGGAGAGUUAAAACCGAGUUCCUUCUACAGUUCGAAGGUGUAGGGAGUGGAAAAGAGAGAGUCUUGAUCCUUGGAGCAACAAAUAGACCUCAAGAUAUUGAUGAUGCGGCGAGAAGAAGAUUUACGAAGAGAAUCUACAUCCCAUUACCUGAUAUAGCAACACGUGGCCAAUUAGUAAGAAUUCUCGUCAAAAGAGCUUCAAAUACGUUGAAUGAAGAACAAAUUGACAAAAUUGCAGAGAUGACUGAUGGAUACAGUUGUGCUGAUAUGACUACUCUGUUGAAAGAGGCAGCAAUGGUUCCUUUGAGAGAAACAACAUUUACAAGUGGCGUAAAACCAACAAUUAGACCUUUAUCUUUCGAAGAUGUUGAGAAAACUCUCAAAUCUGUCAAACCAUCUGUAUCUGCUGAUUCAUUGGUACAAUAUGUUGAAUGGAACAAUGAAUUUGGUUCAACUGCAAUGUAA
Molecule: messenger RNA, 1323 nt
Organism: Trichomonas vaginalis G3
Lineage: Eukaryota; Parabasalia; Trichomonadida; Trichomonadidae
Product: AAA domain-containing family
Exons: 1
Coding region: 1-1323 (440 amino acids)
Molecular function (GO): ATP hydrolysis activity; ATP binding
Source: RefSeq, a predicted model, not a curated record